Molecule: messenger RNA, 1653 nt
Organism: Uncinocarpus reesii 1704
Lineage: Eukaryota; Fungi; Ascomycota; Eurotiomycetes; Onygenales; Onygenaceae
Product: peroxisomal targeting signal receptor
Exons: 3
Coding region: 1-1653 (550 amino acids)
Biological process (GO): protein import into peroxisome matrix, docking
Cellular component (GO): cytosol; peroxisomal membrane
Molecular function (GO): protein binding
Source: RefSeq, a predicted model, not a curated record
AUGUCUUUUCUUGGGGGCGCAGAGUGCUCAUCUGCUGGCAACCCGUUGACACAAUUCGCAAAACAUGUUCAAAAUGACAAAUCCCUUCAGCGAGAUCGACUUGUUAGUCGAGGUACGAAUGGUUUGCAAGAUGGCAUGCGGACCAGGGGCAUUGUCGGUGGCCCAGAUUAUAUGAUGGAUGAAUUCAUGCAACAAGCAGAAUUAAUGGCCCCGGCUGCGGCACAGCCGUUCACUAUGGGCCAAAUGCGCCGAGAACUGGAGAAUCUUCACACUAGCCCCCAGCAACGGGCCGGAUCUCCUGCUUGGGCCGCGGAGUUUGAUCCAGGCGAAAGCGCGAGGAUGGAGGCCGCCUUUCCAGGUGCAAAAUUACAGAUGAUUAAAGGCGCCGGAUUUUCGCCAUCAGAGUUUACGCAUUUUUCGCAGCAAAUAGAGGCACAAAGGGCAGCUAGCUCAGUUACGACGGCUGUUCCAGUUACAUCAGCUUAUCAGUCACACACGGGGAUAGGAUACCGAGGGUUAGGUGGCGGCUACAUGAAUAUGAUGGGCCCGUCAUACGGCCCGGUGGGUAUGCAGCAGCAAGCGCCAAUGCAAGAAGAUAAAGGCAAGGGAAGAAUGAUAGAGCUUGAUGAUAAGAACUGGGAAGCUCAGUUUGCAGCGAUAGACGCGGUGGGAGAGAAGGCCCUAGAUGGAGAAGCAAAUGCUGCCAUGGAAGCUGAACUCGACAGCCUGGACAGGUCAGUCCCCAAUGAAAGCGACGCAUUUGAUGAUUUUGAAAGUAUUUGGAGAGGUAUCCAAACUGAGACCGCAGGACAUAGGCAAAUGGCUCAUGAGGAACUAAACAUGGAAAAUAUGCAUAUGGGUGACUUCGGCGAAUGGGAUAAUUUCGACCUCGGUCUCAAUACACACAGUUUCAGGGACCCACAACUUGGGGACUACCUCUUCGAGGAGGACAACAAUUACCGACUUAACUCAAAUCCAUUCGAGGAAGGAAUGCGAAUGAUGAGGGAAGGGGAUAAUCUUUCGCUGGCUGUCUUAGCAUUUGAAGCCGCGGUGCAAAGGGACCCGAAGCAUAAAGUCACGGACCUCUUCAUUCGAGCCGCGCAGCUAUCCCCUCAAGGAGAGCAUAUGGAUCCUGACGUCCAAGUCGGAUUGGGUGUUCUGUUUUACGGCGCCGAGGAGUACGAUAAAGCAGUCGAUUGCUUUUCGGCAGCCCUGGCAUCUAAUGAAUCGGGGACCUCGAACCAAGAAGAACAAGUCCAUCUAUUAUGGAACCGUCUGGGAGCAACCCUCGCCAAUUCUGGGAGGUCGGAGGAAGCCAUUGAAGCUUAUGAAAAGGCCCUUACUGUCCGCCCGAAUUUUGUCCGUGCGAGGUAUAAUUUGGGAGUGUCUUGUAUUAAUAUUGGAUGCUAUCCUGAGGCUGCACAACAUCUGUUAGGUGCAUUGGCAAUGCAUCAAGCGGUUGAUCAUUUGGAGUCACCCCCGUUCCCUGCAACCGCAUCGGAAGAUGCAGACUUGCACACAACACAUAAUCAAAGCACAAAUCUAUACGAUACCUUGAGGCGGGUAUUCAACCAGAUGGGCCGAAGGGAUUUAAGUGACAUGGUUGUCAAUGGUAUGGAUGUUGAGGUCUUUCGAAAAGAAUUCACCUUCUAA